Molecule: messenger RNA, 1178 nt
Organism: Eutrema salsugineum
Lineage: Eukaryota; Viridiplantae; Streptophyta; Magnoliopsida; Brassicales; Brassicaceae
Product: soluble inorganic pyrophosphatase 6, chloroplastic
Exons: 6
Coding region: 102-1004 (300 amino acids)
Biological process (GO): phosphate-containing compound metabolic process
Cellular component (GO): cytoplasm
Molecular function (GO): inorganic diphosphate phosphatase activity; magnesium ion binding
Source: RefSeq, a predicted model, not a curated record
GAGUCAGUCAGUGAAACGAAAGGCCACACACUAGUCUCUAGCUAGAUAUCAAUCACAGACACAAACCCACCCGAAAAAACAAAACUCGAUCCUCCACGAAAAUGGCAGCCACUAGAGUGAUAACAACAGCUGCGUCGUCCGCCAGCCAAACGACAUCGUGUUUAUUCACAAAGCGACCAUUUCUUCUUCCGACGCAGAAAGUCUGCGGCUUUAACGGUCUCUGCUUCAAUAAGAGAGCCUUAGUGGUGAAAUCGAAGAGACCCUUCUCUUGCAAUGCCAUUUACAAUCCUCAGGUCCAGACAACCCAAGAAGGCCAGUCCGAAACCCUAGAUUACAGAGUUUUCUUCCAAGAUGGAUCCGGAAAGAAGGUAUCUCCAUGGCAUGAUAUACCAUUGCAUUUGGGAGAUGGAGUUUUUCACUUUAUAGUGGAGAUUCCUAAAGAGUCAAGUGCAAAAAUGGAGGUUGCUACUGAUGAAGCUUUCACUCCUAUCAAGCAAGAUACUAAGAAAGGGAAACUCAGAUAUUAUCCUUACAACAUAAACUGGAACUAUGGAUUGCUUCCACAAACAUGGGAAGAUCCAACUCAAGCAAACUCUGAAGUUGAAGGUGCUUUUGGAGACAAUGAUCCAGUUGAUGUUGUUGAGAUUGGUGAGAGUCAGAGGAAGAUAGGUGAGGUUCUAAAGGUAAAGCCUUUAGCUGCUUUGGCUAUGAUUGAUGAAGGAGAGCUGGAUUGGAAGAUUGUUGCGAUUUCUUUAGAUGAUCCUAAAGCUCAUCUUGUGAAUGAUGUUGAUGAUGUCGAGAAACAUUUCCCGGGUACUCUUACAGCUAUUAGGGAUUGGUUUAGAGACUACAAGAUUCCAGAUGGAAAACCUGCUAACAGGUUUGGUCUUGGAAACAAACCAGCAAACAAAGAUUAUGCUUUGAAGAUCAUCCAUGAGACGAACGAAUCAUGGGCUAAACUUGUUAAGAGAUCAGUUUCUCCUGGAGAUCUUUCACUUUUCUGAAACAGUUAAAAAGAUAAAUCUCUCGGAAAUCAUUGAGCUCAGUCAUAUUUUGAAACAGAGUUAUUACCCUGUGACAGUUUGCUUCUUUUUGUUUUGAUACCAUUUGAAACAAUUGAGAUUUUUUUUUUUCUGGUGAAAGAAAGAAGAAAUAACAAUCAUAUUUCUGUUGUGUUA